Molecule: messenger RNA, 1818 nt
Organism: Larimichthys crocea (large yellow croaker)
Lineage: Eukaryota; Metazoa; Chordata; Actinopteri; Sciaenidae
Gene: xbp1
Product: X-box binding protein 1
Biological process (GO): regulation of DNA-templated transcription
Cellular component (GO): nucleus
Molecular function (GO): DNA-binding transcription factor activity, RNA polymerase II-specific; RNA polymerase II transcription regulatory region sequence-specific DNA binding
Source: RefSeq, a predicted model, not a curated record
GUCGCAGCUCAUCCUGUUCAUCGUUUGAGUAAAACCGGGGAUCGGCGGAGCAGGGAAACCUCGAGGUUUCUACUGAAUUCAAUAAGGAUACCCGGUUAUUUCUGAUUUCAGACAGCGCCACUAGGAUAUAUCAACAUGGUGGUAACAGGGAGCGGGGGGAGCCACAAGGUUCUCCUGAUAUCCGGGAAACAGACCGGCUCACAGACGAGCUUCAGCCGGCCCAUCUCUGUCGUUUUGCCGUCAGCGGCCAGCCAGGCGGCGGCGGCGGCGGCGGCGGCUGCGUCGUCGGAUUCAGACUCCAACUCCUCCGCGGGGCCACCCAUACGAAAAAGACAGAGGCUCACACACCUGAGUCCAGAGGAGAAAGCACUUCGCAGGAAACUCAAGAACAGAGUCGCAGCUCAGACAGCUAGAGACAGGAAAAAAGCCAAGAUGGGGGAGCUGGAACAGCAAGUCAUAGAGUUGGAGCUGGAGAAUCAGAAACUACACAUUGAGAACAGGCUGCUUAGAGAAAAGACAAGUGGCCUACUGACAGAAAAUGAGGAACUGAGACAGAGACUUGGGUUGGACACCCUCGACUCAAAAGAGAAGGUUCAUGGUCUGUUGUCCACUGGGAAUGAAGCAGGUUUGGGGAUCGGGUCUUCUGAGCGCAGCACUCAGGCUACGUGUGCCUCCGCAGCAGGUGCAGGCCCAGCAGCCCCUAAAUCUGAAGACUUCUCAAUGGAUACAGAUGGUUCUGACUCUACAGACAGUGAGUCUGAUUUGCUACUGGGCAUUCUGGACAUCCUUGACCCAGAGCUGUUCCUCAAGUCUUGUGAACAGGAGUGCCAGGAGCCGCAGGUGCAGCUGGUCGGAGGGGGGAACCCAGUACCUGCCACCACACCUGCGACUCUGGGGUCCUCAUCAGUUAAGCUGGAGGCCCUUAAUGAACUGAUCCACUUUGACCACAUCUACACCAAGCCCGUGGAGGAGGUGAGCAGCGGGCAGUGCAGCGACUCAGAGAGCGACACAGAGGAGAAGAUUGACGAGGCUAUCUUCCCCAUUACCGAGGUGGUGGUCGAGGAGGAGACGGUCUGCAUCAAAGACGAGCCGGAGGAAGUGGUCAUCCCCAGCUGUAACAGUCAGGUGGAUGACUUUUUCUCUGAGUCCUCCUCCCCCGCCCUCAGCGGUCUGGAUAAGGAAGCCUGCUUGGCGGACACCUACAGUGACUCCGGAUAUGAAGGGUCCCCUUCCCCUUUCAGCGACAUGUCCUCUUCCCUGUGCUCAGAGAGCUCUUGGGAAGACAUGUUCGCUAGUGAACUCUUCCCCCAACUUAUCAGUGUCUGAAUCCAACCCCUAACCCACUAAGUUAUAAUAUACAGUAUAUAUAUAUACACUUAUACACGUAAGAGCUAGUGUUCCAUAACUACAGAUAAGCACAUGCUUCAUAGUAGCUUAGAACACCACUGAGCCCGCUCAUAUAUCUGCUAAAGUUAAGUACAUAAUCUCCGUUUAACUACAGCAGGUCUGUACCACUGGCAAUGUUGCAUUGACUUGUGGGAAAUGGAGUUCAUGACAGCUUUAUUUUGGCAUUAUGUAAUUACUGCAGAGCAUUUAAGAUUGAUUGCAAACCUCUCUCCGUUCAGGAUGAAAUGUGGUUGGAAUUCAGUAUUUCUGUAAAUGUAAUAUGGGGAUGGGACCGAUCAUUUAAAUAUUUUAUUUAUUUGUGUAUUCUGCUUUGGAGUCACUGUAUGUCCUCAUGUAAAAAUGCUUUCUUCUAAUUUGCUGACCGCUCUCUAUGUAGUCUGAUUACUGCAUUAAAAAUUUUUUUGCAUUGCA